AUGACUGACCAAACUGUCAAUAGUGCAGCCGGCGGCAAUGGGCCUGAGCCUGAGCAGUAUGAUCCAUCCAAGGAUCCUAAGCGGAAGGCAAAGUCGGGAGACCCUGGGUGGAAGUAUGGGUAUUGGCAUGAUAUGAACAGGAGGGAUAGGAUACGAUGCACUUUUUGCGGGACAGAUGUGCAUGCUGGAAUAGCAAGGUUCAAGCGUCACCUAGCUGGGGCUAGUACUAAAGGGAAGAAGAAUUCUAUAAAAUGCAAGAAGGUGCCAGAGGCUGUUUCAAAGAAGAUGCUGGAUUUCAUGAAGGCCUACGCAAAGAAGCAUAAUAUGCCAGGGGAGUCUGAUAAAGAAGAUACAGCAACUGGUGAUGAAGAAGAGGAUGCAACAGCAACUCAAACUAGUAGUAGGACAACAGCAAAAAGGAAGGCCGAGACUGUCCAAACUGAAUUACAUACACAAAAGGCUUCAAGAACAAUUGCCGGGAUGAUUAGGAAGACUCCGGAAGAAGUCAUUGAGCUAAGGCACUCGAAGAAUCCUUCUCAAGCCGCAUUGAACGCAGGUUGCUUCAAAAGGACCACCGAGGAUAAGGAUAGAGUUGAUGAUCAUUGGGCAGCAUUUUUCUAUGCCAAUGCCAUUCCCUUCAAUGUUACCCGAUCAAGAGCCUUUGAGAUUGCAUUGGAGUCCACCGGGCAAUAUGGUCCAGGCUACAUCCCCCCAACUAUUCAUGCUCUUAGGCUUCCACUUCUUGUGGAAGCAAAGAAGAAGACACAUGCAUUGAGAGAGCAACAUGAGCUGGCUUGGCAAGAGUAUGGCUGCACACUAAUGUCCGAUGGGUGGACCGAUGGGAGGACUAGGCACUUGGUCAACUUCCUUGUCAAUAGUCCAGCCGGGACUUUCUUCAUUGAUAGCGUUGACAUACCAGCCUUAGUAGCCAGCAAAGAAUUGUUGGCAGAUUUGAUGGAGAAAAGGAUCAACGACAUUGGAAGAGGCUACGUGGUUCAGAUUUGCACGGAUAAUGGUGCUAACUACAAGGCAGCGGGUAGACUCUUAACAGAGAGGAUUCCUACAUUAUGGUGGACCCCUUGUGCAGCCCAUUGUUUGAACCUUAUGUUGGAGGCCAUUUGCAAAAUCAAGCAAUUCAGCGAGUGUAUUACAAAUGGAAAAAGGGUGUCUACAUUCAUCUACAGGCAUGGCAAGGUUUUAGAUGAAAUGAGAGUGAAGACCGACAACCGUGAUCUUGUGAGGGCUGGAGCUACUCGCUUUGCCACAAAUUUUCUCAACUUGCAAAGCUUGCACAAACAUAGGCAAGCUCUCAAAGAAUUGUUUGUGGGUGAUGUUUGGCAUAGCAAUAAGAAGUUGUCAACCUCACCGGUGGGACAAAAAGUUCAAGAAGAUGUGUUGUCCAUUAGUUUUUGGAACUCAGUAGAGACUUGCAUGAAAGUUUCUCUACCUCUUCUAAGGGUGCUAAGGAUUGUUGAUGGCGAUGAGAAGCCGGCGAUGCCCGAGGUUAUGGCAGCAAUGGAUUAUGCAAAGGAGAGAAUCAAGGCUGCGAUAGAUGACAAACCAACGUUGGUUAAGAAGGUGACAGAAAUAGUAGAGGACAAGUGGGAAUCUCAAAUGGGGGUGAAGUUGUAUGGAGCUGCACUAUUCUUAAACCCAAAUAGGAUCUAUGGUCUCAAAGCUAAGCCCGAGAAAGCACGAUAUUGUCAAAGGCUUAGGCAUAUGUUCAAUGAGGUGCUAUUGCACAUGGAGCCCGAUGAUGAUAAAGCAAGCGUGAUAAGUAGAUUGGCUGAUGACUAUGAAAGAGGUGAAGGUGAAUGCUUCAGCUCUAAGUUGGCAAUCAAUGACCGAACAAAAAAGAGUCCUCUUCUUUGGUGGGGUGCUUAUGGUGGCCUUGCUUAUGAGCUGCAACAUUUAGCAAAGCACAUAGUUAGCCUUUGUGCUUCAGCUUCCGGUUGCGAACGAAAUUGGUCUUGCUUUCAAAAUAUCCAUAGCAAAAAGAGAAAUAGGUUGGAGUUCCAAAGACUUAAUGAUUUGUCAUAUGUUCAAUACAACCGGAAGAAUGCCGAUAGGUUCCAAAAGAUUCGUGAGGAAGGCUCCAAAGGGACUAGGUCUGACCCAUUAGUCCUAGAAGACAUUAGUCCUAGAAGACUUACAAUGGGACAAUGA
Molecule: messenger RNA, 2166 nt
Organism: Triticum turgidum subsp. durum (durum wheat)
Lineage: Eukaryota; Viridiplantae; Streptophyta; Magnoliopsida; Poales; Poaceae
Source: the annotation of a GenBank genome assembly